AUGGGGGCUCUGGUCGGAAGCGUUUUUGUGUUGCUAUUUGCCCAUGCCAUCGAUACGUCGGCGGUUUCGAAUUACGCCAAAGAGCUGAGUGAAGUUAAACUUUAUUUCUUUUCACCAUGGUUGAAGCAUGAGCAGGACGUGGAAUCGUUCGAACCACCACCACAAAUCGACCUACGGAGACAGCUGAAGGUGCUGAUCCAUGGUUGGAUUGCGGAUCGUAACCACAUCUCGAUCCUUCCCAUCCGGACGGCAUACUUGGUGCAGGACGUUCACAACCUGCUGGUAGCCGAUUGGUCGCAAGUUGCCUACCUCUUAUAUCCAAAGGCUCGUGAACAAGCCCUGCCGGUGGCGAACCGUAUCGGUAAGAUUCUGCUACGGUUCAUCGAGCGGGUAGGUAUCGACCACAGCCAGGUGCACAUUAUCGGCCACAGUCUUGGGGCGCAUAUAGCGGGCAACGUUGGGCGUUACUUUGGUGGGAAGUUAUCGCGUGUAACGGCCCUCGAUCCGGCAGCACCACUGUUUGAGCUCGAAUCCAAAGACGCCAUCGGACCCGACACGGCACAGUUCGUGGAUGUGAUCCACACCGAUGCGCUAUUGCUGGGCGAGGACAUUGUCCGUGGACAUGCGGAUUUUUUCCCCAACGGUGGCCAUGCACCACAACCGGGCUGUGAAAUACUCGACUUCGUCACACUACAUACCUGCAGCCAUUGCCGUGCGACCGAAUUCUUUGCGGAAUCAAUUCCGCAGCCGAGCAACUUUAUUGCCUGCGCCUGCAGCCGGGAGGAGAUUUCGAGAAUGGACGCGCACUGCCUGCCGGACGGCCGGGAAACAUCCUUGCGCGAGUGUGUACCGAUGGGUGAGGCACUCGAGCAUAGUGUUCGGGGAACAUUUUUCACGCGAACAUCGAGUGAGGCUCCGUUCGGGCUUGGCAAUAGCACAGCGAGCGGUUCCAGCAUCUAA
Molecule: messenger RNA, 960 nt
Organism: Anopheles marshallii
Lineage: Eukaryota; Metazoa; Arthropoda; Insecta; Diptera; Culicidae
Product: pancreatic lipase-related protein 2-like
Exons: 4
Coding region: 1-960 (319 amino acids)
Biological process (GO): lipid metabolic process
Molecular function (GO): lipase activity
Source: RefSeq, a predicted model, not a curated record